Molecule: messenger RNA, 1687 nt
Organism: Myotis brandtii (Brandt's bat)
Lineage: Eukaryota; Metazoa; Chordata; Mammalia; Chiroptera; Vespertilionidae
Gene: PSMF1
Product: proteasome inhibitor subunit 1
Exons: 6
Coding region: 105-659 (184 amino acids)
Biological process (GO): proteasome-mediated ubiquitin-dependent protein catabolic process
Molecular function (GO): proteasome binding; endopeptidase inhibitor activity
Source: RefSeq, a predicted model, not a curated record
UUCCCAGUGAUAAGAAAUCAGAACUGCUGCCUGUCGGAUGGAACAACAAUAAAGACCUGUACGUCCUCCGGUAUGAGUCGAAGGAGGGGUCCAGAAAGCUCCUUAUGAAGGCUGUCACUGUGGAGAAGAGCAUGAUCAUCAAUGUGCUGGAAUAUGGCUCACAGCAAGUGUCAGAUUUGACCCUCAACUUGGAUGAUUAUAUUGAUUCAGAAAACCUGCUUGACUUCCACAGGACCUACAGGAACAGUGAGGAACUUCGGUCUCGUAUUGCAUCUGAAAUCAUCACACCUCUCCACGAGCCUUGGGACAAGGCUAGUGUAAGCAGUCCCCAUCGGGAGUUUCCGCCUGCCACUGCCAGAGAGGUGGACCCACUCCGGAUUCACCCACAGCACCCACACAUUAGCCGGCCUCCUUCCUGGUGUGAUCCCCUGGGCCCAUUUGCUGUCGGGGGAGAGGACCUAGACCCCUUUGGGUAUCGGAGAGGUGGCAUGAUUGUGGAUCCUCUGAGAUCUGGCUACCCAAGAGUACCUAUUGACCCAUCCUCGGGCCUCCCAAACCGGCUUCCUCCAGGCGCUGUGCCCCCAGGAGCGCGCUUUGACCCCUUUGGACCCAUUGGGACCAGCCCAGCUGGCCCGAGGCCUGACAGAUGUGGUCAGUGAUGAACCUUAUGCUGGAGUGGAGAGAGCACCAUAGAGCACCAGGCUCAGACGCAAGACAUCAAAGCACUAGUCACUUUGGCUCCACAACUAGCAUUUCAGCCAUGUUUGGGUCCUUUCACUUCUCAGCUCCUUGGGUUCCUUCCCCUAAAUUAGGACGUAUUAUUUCUCUGUGGGCAGAGGCUACCAGAGCCUUUCUGAGGUAUCUGCUAAUGUGCUAUAGCCUGGGACUCCCUGUUUGCCCUGCCGGAGAGUGGGUUAGGGGUAAAAAAAAUUGGCCCAUAGGCCCAAGGUCAACCUAAGAUGUGGAGGCUGGGCCAGGGUGGAGAAGCUAGCAUGAGUGGGCUCUCUGGGCAUUUCUGGCAGACCCCAUCUCUAGCACUGACCUAGUAAAAGACCAGCUUGGUCCUUUAGAACACGUGUGCUCUGGAGAAGGGCCCAAGGUCAGGCAGAGCUGCAAAUGUAGUCAUCAAUCCUAGUUUGCUUCCCCAAGGACCAGCAAUGAUGGAAUGUUUUUAUUUUUGCAAUUGGCUCAUACCUGCUACCAAAAGGACAUGGGCAAUUUACUCAUAAAAGCAUCCUUUACUCUAAAAGGAGGCUUAAAGGAACAUCUGAGCAGAGACCAUCUGACAAGCAGGGAAGGGGGAUAGAUCACUUUUAGGACCCUGACUCAAAGAAAAGACAAGAUCAAAACAGUAAAUUUGCCACUUAGAUUUACUAGUAGCAAAGGUCAAAAGGAUAGUCCAAUACAUAACUCUGUUUUCUGAAAACAGAAACUUUAGUGAUUCAUCUGAAGAAUCAGCCAUUUUUGUGUUUGGGUCUCCUUGCAUCAAGGACAUUGAGUAACACAGAUGAUGUCUUAGUUCCAUGGGGGCUUUUAGGAACUUCUUGGUCAAGCUGUCUGUGCUUGUAGUCGGGCCACGUCCUUCCUUCCAGCCAUAAGUUAUUGCCAAGCAGCAAAUGGGAAUGGUUCGGGUUUGUUUUUUGGAACCCUAAAGGUUGGAGCCUUAAUAAAUAUCAGCACUUAAUAA